GUUGGACUUGUGCCGCUGAACACCCUCCUGCGGGCCUGCUUAGUGCCCCACCACAUCAUCACAAUGUGGGACUGCGAAACUGUUUUGACCCAUCAUCUUCCUCCAAAACCGCGGACAACGGAAGAACACUUCGUAUUUGCUAUAAUUGGUGGGAGAAAGAGGUGUCCGGUGCUUCGGCUUCAACAUUUUUCGAUUUUUACAGCACGUCCAUUAAGUGUUGUAGACAACAGGCUGUCUUGAAUCGUAUCGUAGCGCCUUGCGGACCGUUCCAUUCAUCUAGAGCUGUCAUCUCCCCUUUCCACGUCCAAGCGACCGACCAUUAGCUGAAGGAGCUCGAACAUCAUGGCGAUCUUACAAGAUUUCUCGAGGACAGGAUUAUUCGACAGUUCCAAUUGGUGGUCUUUCCUCAUUGUGGCGGGCUCCGCGCUGGUGGCCGACUAUGUCUGGAUGCUGUAUUGGAGAUGGAAAAUGCCUCCUGGACCGUUUCCGUGGCCCAUCGUGGGGAACACAUUCUCCCUCCCAAAUGUAAAGCCGUGGUAUCAUUUCGAGCAGCUAUCAAAGGAUUACAAGUCGCCUAUCAUUACCUUUUGGAUCGGCAGAAACCCUACCAUCUGGGUGAACGAUGCAUGGGCAGCAGACGAGCUGCUGGUCAAGCGUGCGGGAAUCUACUGUUCACGCCCGCGUAUGCUGGUAUUCGCAGAGCUGGGUGCUGGACAAUGGAAUCUUUUGAAUAUGCAUACAGUUACCCCCGCGCAAAGGGAAAGAUUUCGCGUUCAGCGUAAACUCACCCAUCAAGGCGUGGGCGUUCAGCAGGUGCAAAAGUACCGUAGCUUUCAGAAUGACGAGAACAAGGUAGUUGCCCUUGAUCUGCUCAAAACACCCAACAAGUAUGUUGAACACUUCGAGAGAUAUGCUACAAGCGUUGUGUCCAUCAUUGGAUUCGGCCGUAGGAUAUCAAAAGCAACCGAUCCGCUCAUCACUGAAGUAAUCGCCAUUAUGCACCAGGCUGCUGCCUUGAAUGUCCCUGGGAAAAGAUUUCCCAUGUUGCUGGAAACCUUCCCUAUCCUUGCCAAAUUCCCCAACUGGAUGGCUCCUUGGAAGCAUGGCCUUGGGAAGUCGGGCACUCCGCGACAAGGGAACAAUGACUUCUUCUACAGCCUUGCAGAGGAGGCCAACGAGCGUGAGCAAGACAAUUACUCCAAGUUGGUGUUCAAAGAAGGACCGAAGUAUGGCCUCCACCCGAGGGAAGUGUCAGCUCUUUCAGGCAACCUCCUUGGAGCAGGGUCAGAUACGUCAAGCAGUACACUGAUCACUUGUGUGCUUGCUAUGCGUGCGUUCCCUGAAGCACUUUCUGCAGCAUACGAAGAACUUGACCGAGUGGUGGGUGGAUCAAGAAGCCCAGACUUUACUGAUGAUCUCCCGUACAUGCGAGCCUUUGUGAAAGAGGUUUUUCGCUGGCGAUCCGUGGCCAUCAUUGGUGGACAACCUCAUGCUCCCAUUCAGGAUGAUUAUUGGAACGGAUACCUAAUUCCGAAAGGCUCGUGGGUUCAAGGCAACGUGUGGGCCAUCCACCACAACGAGCGCGAAUUUCCGGACCCAGAUAGAUUCAACCCGCUCAGGUUCAUGAACGGGCCUGAUUCUCGACCAUUUCCUGGCGAAAAGGGUUACAUGACUUUCGGCUGGGGUCGCCGUUCCUGCUCAGGCCAGUACCUGGCAGAGCAGGGCACGUUCUUGAGUGUUGCACGAUUGGUCUGGGGUUUCAGGGUUGACCCUGCGAUCGAUGAAACGACUGGCAAAGAGAUUCCCGUCGAUAUUUUUAACUACACUGACGGCCUGAACUGGCGUCCUAGGCCUUUCAAGGUGAAUUUCACGCCGCGGACCGAAGAGAUUCGAGACACAAUUGCUAGAGAAGGCGAAAAGGCGUUACAAGAUCUAGCUCCGUUUGAAGGAGAGACGAAGUAUCAAUUCAGCACUUUCUACACUUAGUUGAUAGCGCAAGUAAAUGCGAAAUCGACUUAGUAUAGCAACUCCCAUUGGCUCAAGCCAUAAUGAUCAGUAAUUGAAUGGUAAUCUGCUAUACGCCACCAGUCAAGAUUAGACGAUCUGAGUUGAAGACACGCCUGAGAUAUCACGUAUGCACACGAAUACAAGCGUACUUCAUUGAAAAAACGGUUAAUGGCCUUUCAUAGUCUUAGGUAAAUUGCAAUCUUAAGAAUGGGUACACGAGCACAGCAAUAAGUAUCCAUGCCAUUCUGAGCACACAGUAUUCGUACCCCAAGGAUGC
Aaosphaeria arxii CBS 175.79 is the source of this 2284-nucleotide messenger RNA. Its product is annotated as cytochrome P450. Gene Ontology annotation, molecular function: iron ion binding; monooxygenase activity; oxidoreductase activity, acting on paired donors, with incorporation or reduction of molecular oxygen. The record is from RefSeq and is a predicted model, not a curated record. The coding region runs from base 343 to 1986 and encodes 547 amino acids. The transcript has 7 exons. NCBI's taxonomy places the organism in Eukaryota, Fungi, Ascomycota, Dothideomycetes, Pleosporales.